AGCUGAUGGUGUAUGAUGUCACUGUAUGGAUCUACUGGUAAAUGUGAAAUUCAUGCAACAAUGAAGUUAGUUGACCUUUUAAAAGUCAUGGAGCUACUAGGACGUUCUGCUAUUGCAGUGUUUCUUCUCUUCUUGGUUGCAUCUCGGGCUGAUUAUUGUGAAAAACCUCCUUUCAACGCCUAUUUGUACUGCAAUUAUAGUGCAAGCAUAACUGAGAGAGUAAAAGAUUUGCUCAGUCGUCUUACAGUCCUUGAAAAGAUGUCACAAACUGCCACAAACGCAUCUGCCAUCGAAAGACUUGAUAUCCCUGCUUAUGAUUGGUGGUCCGAAUGUCUUCAUGGCCUAGCACAGUCUCCUGGAGUUUUCUUUGAAAACGACCUUACCUCUGCAACUUCAUUUCCUCAAGUUAUUGGACUUGGAGCUACCUUUAACAUGUCUCUAGUAUUGGCAAUGGGUCAAGUAAUAUCAACCGAAGCAAGAGCUUUUGCUAACAAUGGCCAAUCUGGACUGACCUUCUUUGCACCAAACAUUAAUAUAUACAGAGAUCCCCGAUGGGGCAGAGGUCAAGAGACACCAGGAGAAGAUCCUUACCUCACUUCACAAUAUGCUGCUAACUUUGUUAAAGGGAUACAGGAAGGGAGUGAGGACAGGAGAUAUUUGAAGGCAAUUGCUACUUGCAAGCACUAUGCAGCAUACAAUUUGGAGAGAUACUUAGAUGUAAGACGAGUAAACUUCAAUGCAAUCGUAUCUGAUCAAGACCUGGAAGAAACAUACUUACCUGCAUUCAAAGCCUGUGUUCAGGAAGGUCAAGUUGGUAGCAUCAUGUGCAGCUACAAUGCAAUCAAUGGAGUACCUAAUUGUGCCAAUGACUUCAUCAAUAAUAAAAUUGCUCGUGAUACGUGGGGAUUUGAAGGCUACAUUGUUAGUGACUGUGGUGCUAUACUUGAUAUACAGUAUAAACACAACUAUACAUCAGAUACCAACAUAACAGUUGCUGAUGCUCUUAAAGGAGGCUGUGAUCUUAACUGUGGCCACUUUUAUGAAAAGUACAUGGAAGAUGCAUUUGAUAAUAGCACAAUCACUGAAGAGGAUAUUGAUAAAUCACUAACUAGACUAUUCACAUCUAGGAUGAGACUAGGUAUGUUUGAUCCUCCUGAAAUACAGCCAUUUAGACAGUACAGUGUUAAAGAUGUCAAUACUCCUGAAGCUCAGGAUUUGGCAUUAAAUGCAGCAAGGGAGGGGAUUGUCCUACUUCAAAAUAAAGGUAGUGUAUUGCCUUUGGACAUUGUUAAGCACAGCAACAUUGCUGCUAUUGGACCCAAUGCUGAUGCAACACAUAUAAUGCAAGGAAACUAUCAUGGAAUAGCUCCAUAUUUGAUUAGCCCAUUGCAAGGAUUCAGCAAUCUUGGUAUAAAUGCAACUUAUCAGAUUGGCUGUCCUGUUGCAUGCAAUGAUACUGAAGGUUUCCCUGAUGCUGUAAAAGCAGUGCAAGGAGUUGAUGCAGUCAUUGCUGUCAUUGGACUAAACAAUACACAAGAAGGCGAGUCACAUGAUAGGACAAGCAUUGCAUUACCAGGUCAUCAAGAAGAUUUGUUAUUAGAACUGAAAAAGAACGCAGCUAAAGGUACACCUCUUAUUGUGGUUGUUAUGUCAGGAGGAUCUGUGGAUCUUACAGGAGUAAAGGACAUUGCAGAUGCUAUAUUGUGGGCUGGGUAUCCUGGUCAGUCUGGAGGUCAAGCUAUUGCUGAAGUAAUUUAUGGUAAAGUGAAUCCAUCAGGACGACUACCAGUGACCUUUUACCCUGGUUCUUAUAUUGAUUUGGUUGCAUUCCGUCACAUGUCCAUGAGGGAGUAUCCAGGCCGUACAUACAAGUUUUACAAUGACACUCCUGAUUUCUCCUUUGGAGACGGCCUUAGUUAUACCACAUUCUACUUGGAAUGGUCUAAGCCAGUUAAUAUGUCAGGUGUUAGAUCAGUUAGUUACCCCACAGUGGUCUACAAUGUAACAGUGACUAACACUGGUAAAAUGCCUGGGGCAAUCUCUGUUUUGGCUUAUAUCUCAUACAACAAUUCUGGUGCUCCUAAAAAGAAAUUGUUUGGAUUCGAAAAAGUCUUCUUGAAUCCUUUGCAGAGCGUUUCGGUCACAUUCCCGGCUGAUUCUAAAGCAUUCUCAACUGUUGACAAAAGUGGUAAAAGAAGUGUAAAUCCUGGUGACUAUCAUGUCACUAUUGGUGAUCAACUGAUUCAUAAAAUCAGUCUGAUAUGAGGACUCAGUUGCAGUUCCUUCUGACUCAUGAUACUAUGUAGUAUCAUAUAGCAUGUACAUGUACCUCGUAUAAGUUCCUACAAUACAUCAUCAUUAUUAUUAUUAUUAUUAUUAUUAUUAUUAUUAUUAUUAUUAGACUCUUUGCUGCAUCAGUGUGUCUUAUGGAGUAAUCGUUUCAUUUCAGACUCCAUUACUAUUUAUAAUUUAUUAAAAAUAAUUUGCUAUUUUAAUAAAGCAACCAGAA
Amphimedon queenslandica is the source of this 2509-nucleotide messenger RNA. RefSeq names its product probable beta-D-xylosidase 2. Bases 13 to 2265 code for a protein of 750 amino acids. Gene Ontology annotation, molecular function: xylan 1,4-beta-xylosidase activity; alpha-L-arabinofuranosidase activity. The record is from RefSeq and is a predicted model, not a curated record. NCBI's taxonomy places the organism in Eukaryota, Metazoa, Porifera, Demospongiae, Haplosclerida, Niphatidae. The transcript has 24 exons. Gene Ontology annotation, biological process: xylan catabolic process; arabinan catabolic process.